Molecule: messenger RNA, 666 nt
Organism: Paramecium primaurelia
Lineage: Eukaryota; Ciliophora; Oligohymenophorea; Peniculida; Parameciidae
Source: the annotation of a GenBank genome assembly
AUGGGCAAUAAUUGUAUGAUUCAAAAUUAGACCAUAAAUUAAAAUGAAAAAGUUAUUAGAAUAGAUAGCUAUUCUAAUUUAUAGAGACCUAGUAAAUAAAUUUUGCAUCCAUAGAUUUAGAACUUAUCAUAAAAUUUAGAUACAUUUGAAGAAGACUUUUUUAAAAAUGAAUUUCUUUUUGAUGUUACCAAUGAUAACAUUACACAUAGUUAUGAUAGUAAAAUUAAGUUAGAAAAGACAGAUAUAGAUGAUAUUUAACAGAACAUUACGAAACAAUGUCCCUCUUUAAAUUUUGUUGGUGAAUAAUAAAUUCAAUAUAAAAUUAAUCUCAAUACAAUUUAAGAAGACCCUCUAAAUUAAGCUUUCAUAAAGAAAAAAACAAAAAAAGAUGGAAAUUCUUCCAAAAAGAGUUAGAAAUAAUAAAAUAAACCAGUAUAAAAAAAACUAGAACCAAAAGGUAUUUUAAAAUAAAACAAAUAAAAUUCCUCUUUGAGCAGCUUUUCUGAUAGAAGUAACAAGCAUUCCGUUUCAUUUAACCUUUUAUUAGGCUAAAAAGAUAACAAAAAUACUAGAUCUAUGUCUCCUAUAAUUCAAACAAAAAAUAAGAUAAAACCUAAUUGUCAUACAAAAAGCAUGAUUUUUAUGUAAUAGUUUCCAUAUGUAUGA